UGAAGUUGGGGCCUGGCAGGUCGCGGACUUUUUGACCCAUCUGUGGUUGGUGGAUUUUUUUUAUUUUCCCGCCAGAGUGGAAGCGGAUGUGCUAAGACCUCAUAUUGCACCGGGCUACAAAGCGCGAGGCCGUCAGUGGCAACCAAAAAAUGCCAGGAGUUACGCAAUGUGAAAGCCAGACGGUGCUAGCCAAAACGAGUCCAUCUAGAAGAAAUCGCCUGUCUUUACGCUUCUUCCAGAAGAAGGAAACAAAACGGGCUCUGGACUUUACUGAGGCACCAGAAACAGAAAGUCAAAAUGUUGAGGAGAAAGAUUCUGAAAUAUGUGACCAAGUUGUUCCAGCAGCACAGUUAUCUCCCCCAGGAUGCUGUAUGAAAAAAGAAAUUAUAAUUCCAUUUGUAGGUUUUAACAAUCUUGGGAAUACUUGCUACUUAAACAGUAUACUUCAGGUUUUAUGCUAUUGCCCAGGAUUUAAACUUGGAAUAAAGAGUUUGUCUGAAACAAUUUCUAAGAAAAGAGAAACAGUGAAAGAAGAUAAAGAACAAAUACUGGACAAGGACAGUGGGAAAGAACAGCUACCAGCAAGCUAUGAAGUUAUCUGCAGCCUAGAUUCUUUGAUUCAUUCUGUUGAACAUCUUCAAGUCGGUUUUCUUUCAAACCCAGAGAGCUAUGAUUCUGAGCUUGCAAUACAGCCAAGAAGACUUCUUAAUACUCUUAGGGAACUUAAUCCUAUGUAUGAAGGAUAUCUACAGCAUGAUGCUCAAGAAGUACUACAAUGUAUCCUGGGAAACAUUCAGGAAGCAUGCCAGUUGCUUAAAAAGGAAAGGAUGAAGAGUUUGCAGACAAUUGAAACCUACAAGCAAAUGCAAGAUUCCAAUCACUCCAAAAUAGAAAAUGGCGUUGAGACAUUACCUGAGACCAAUGAUAAUGUGAAUGGCCACUCUGAUAAAGCGACAGAAGAAAUUGGUGCAAAUGAAAAUGGAAAAAGAAAAAGUGAUAGUGAAGCUGGAAAUGCAAAGAAAAGGACAAAAUUAACAAAAGAACAGCCACCUCAAGAGGAACAAAGAUUAACCAGGUCAAAGCGUAGAUCCACAACAGAAAAGGAAGAUAAUAUAAUCAGUGAUUCUGCUAAAACCAGCAUUGAAAAUGGAAGCUCUAAUCCAUCUCAGAAGAAAUCAAAGCUGGUUAUGCAUUGGCUGAAGUCCAGUAAACAGCCAAGUAUUUUAUCAAAGUUCUGUAGUUUGGGUAAACAGGCAAACUCUUCAUCAAAAGUUUCCGCUAAUGAAAAUGGAACACACAACGCAAAGUCAGAGAUCAAGACAUCUGAAAGUGAUGAAUCGCUAAAAGCAAAUAACCUCUCAGUGCCUGAAUGUAAAAAUACAGAGAGAACAACUUCAGAAAGUGAGUUAAGUGGAUUUGAUCUAGUGGAGAAAUUAUUCCAAGGCCAACUUGUGCUGCGAACACGAUGUCUGGAGUGUGAAUGCUUCACAGAAAGGAGAGAGAACUUCCAGGAUAUCAGUGUGCCUGUGCAAGAAAAUGAGCCCCCUAAACUUGAAGAAUCAUCGGAUAUUUCACCUGACCCAAGAUUGGAGAUAAAAACAUUAAAAUGGGCUAUAUCACAGUUUGCAUCAGUGGAAAGAAUCGUCGGGGAGGAUAAAUAUUUCUGUGAAAACUGCCAUCAUUAUACAGAAGCAGAACGCAGCCUACUCUUUGACAAAAUCCCAGAAAUUGUUACAAUUCAUCUGAAAUGUUUUGCUGCUAAUAGUUCAGAGUUUGACUGCUAUGGUGGACUUUCAAAGGUUAAUACACCCCUGUUAACGCCUUUAAAUUUGUCACUGGAAGAAUGGAGCACAAGACCUACCAGUGACUUGUAUGGGUUAUUUGCAGUUGUAAUGCACAGUGGUGUUACUAUAAGCAGUGGCCACUAUACAGUUUAUGUUAAACUUGCAGAUAUUAGUAUAGAAACGGACCAAGUGAAAGCAAUUGCCAACCAUCAGGAUGUUACCAAGACAUUUCCUGAGGACUCUCAAAUAGGCUGUGAUAAUUACGAUGAUGGGGAGGUCUCCUUUAGAAUCAGUGGAAACGUUCAGUCAACAAGCAAAGUGCUGAACAAAAAAAAUACUGACACUGUUGGUCUUCUUGGGGGACAAAAGAGUAAAUAUGAUUUUGAACAGUUACCUAACAAAACAUCUAAAGCGGAUAAGGUUAUGAGCGCACUUGCUGAAGAUAAAAAUUCUGUCAGCAGCACUUUAAGUGGGGAUUUACAUAACGAGAAUACUGAACUUGGUAAUGAAAGUGCUUCUAAAAAUGGGAUUCAAUCAGGCAAGACUGCUUUGUACUUCUUGGAAAGCCUGAAAGAGUAUGAA
This is a messenger RNA of Bombina bombina (fire-bellied toad), 2366 nucleotides long. It is a transcript of the gene USP1, whose product is annotated as ubiquitin specific peptidase 1. Gene Ontology annotation, biological process: regulation of DNA repair; protein deubiquitination. The record is from RefSeq and is a predicted model, not a curated record. Gene Ontology annotation, cellular component: nucleus; cytosol. Lineage: Eukaryota; Metazoa; Chordata; Amphibia; Anura; Bombinatoridae. Gene Ontology annotation, molecular function: cysteine-type endopeptidase activity; cysteine-type deubiquitinase activity.